AUGCAGCUGUCAUUAGCCGUCUUGGUCGCCUGCCAGGCAGCAGCUGUCGCUGCUUCCUCGCUGACUCCGCCUGUCCUUCCACUCAUAGUGCGGAAUCCCUAUCUCAGCACUUGGCUUGGUGAUGCGAGGGAGGCUCCGUGGAAAAAAUGGCCGAUGUUCUAUACCGGAGAGGAGGUGGGACUCUCGUUGAUGGCCCAAGUCCCUAGUCAGGGUGCGGUAUAUCCUCUGCUAGGCAAGCCGCAUGAAUCUCUGUCCUCGAAGGAAAGCUACAAAAUUAAGUAUCCUGAGUACCUCGGCCACAACUACGAUGCCUCCACAACCAACUUAACAUACCAUAUUGAUACCGGCUCCGCGGACCCUAUAGACAUCACCGUGUCGUUCCUUUCCCCAAUAACUCCGUCUUCGACUCUGCGGCAGUCGAUCCCGGCCUCGUAUGUCACCAUUGACGUUCAGGGUGAACUUGACGUAAAUAUUUACAUGGAUAUCGAUGGCCGUUGGGUCAGUGGGGAUACCCAUAGCAAGAUCAAAUGGGGCCGGGACAAGCUGAAGACUGCACACGAGAAGUCGAACUAUGAUCUUCAGAGAUGGCAAGUCCAACGGGAAACUGAGCUUGAGCUGACGGAGACUCGCGACCGUGCCGAAUGGGGAACACUUCAUUUUACCGGACCUGCGGAUGUAAACUACCAGUCCGGUGACGCAGUGGAUGUUCGUCGUGGAUUCGCCAGCAGCGGCUCCCUGCAAAACGCCAACGAUGACUCGUUCAGAGCUAUUCAAGAUCGGACUCCUGUUUUUGCAUUUUCCAAAACAUUCAGCUUGGGCCAGCAGUCAAAGGUCUAUGCCGAUAGUGUCACUUUCACGGUUGCUCUUGUACAAGUCCCUGUCGUUCAGUAUGCGGCAGCUCGUGGACUCACCAUGAUGCGACCCUUGUGGGAAUCGUGGUUCCCUACUACAGAACAGCUUUUGAGUUUCCACUAUAAGGACUACACUGAAGCUAGCUACCUGGCUUCCAACUAUUCACAGCAAGUGGCGGAAGAUGCCUACCUGUCGGGUGCAGAUGACUACGUCGACAUCGUUGCCCUAACCGCUCGCCAAGUCAUGGGUGCAACCACCUUUUCGGGAACCCCGGAUUCCCCUAUUCUGUUCUUGAAGGAGAUCUCCUCGAAUGGAAAUUUCCAGACCAUCGAUGUUAUCUUCCCGGCGUUCCCCUUCUUUUUGUACACCAACCCCAGGUGGUUGGCUUACCUCCUGGAGCCCCUGAUCGAGCACAUGCUGAGCGGUCAAUACCCUAACAAGUAUGCGAUGCACGACUUGGGCACACACUUCCCUAAUGCCACCGGUCAUCCUGAUGGAAAUGAUGAAUAUAUGCCGGUGGAGGAGUGUGGUAACAUUCUCAUCAUGGGUCUGGGUAUUGUGAAUUCGCUUCUGUAUGAGGACUCUGCCGCAGCCUCAUCCAUUUGGUCAACACAGGGUUCAGCUUCGCCGAACAUCGAAAGCGAGUCUUCCGGAAUCUUCCCUCUUGGUAACUUGCAGACGCUUUCUGGCAUUGCCCACCAGGACGGUAAAUGGGGUGGCGGUCAAGCCGGCCGGCACCAGGCAGAGAAGUGGGUGAAGCGAAGCUACCGUCUUUGGAAGCAGUGGACUGGAUAUCUGGUGGAGUUCUCUCUUGAGCCUGCCAACCAGCUUUCUACCGAUGAUUUUGCCGGCUGGUUAGCUCUGCAGACAAAUCUGGCUCUCAAGGGUAUUGUCGGUAUCAAUGCCAUGAGCAAGAUCGCCGAAGUAGCUGGCCUUGAGUCGGAUGCUUCGUACUUCAAGGAAAUCGCCGAUGAUUACAUCGCUAAAUGGGAACAAUUCGGCAUGUCUCGAGAUGGCUCUCACGCCAAGCUUGCCUACGACUGGUACGGCUCAUGGACGACCAUCUAUAACCUCUACGCAGACGCCCAGCUCUGCUUCCAUCUCGAGGGCACCGAUACAGACAAGCCAGGUUUCGUGCCACGCCACAUCUACCAGAAGCAGUCUGUCUGGUACCACUACGUGCGUCAGAAGUACGGUCUCCCUCUUGACAGCCGUCACAUGUACACGAAAACAGACUGGGAGUUCUUUUCCAUGGCCGUCGCUUCCAAGCCAGUGCGUUCCGAGAUCCUUGAAUCCGUCGCUCGCUGGGUCAACGAGACAACCACCGAUCGACCAUUUACAGACCUGCACAACACAGAAGGUGACGGCGGAUUCCCUGGCCCUAACUUCUUUGCUCGGCCGGUUAUCGGUGGCCACUUCGCUUUCCUCGCUCUGGAACGUGCUUGUGGUGGUCGUGCCAUGCCUGGGUUGUCCUUCCUCGAUGACGUUGACGAAGAAACCUUGGCAACUUGGAGUGCUGACGCCCAGUCUGCGGCGGCACAGUUCACCGAGCCCUGGGCUCAUCGUCAUCGCGAGGGUGAGCUGUAG
Penicillium nucicola is the source of this 2439-nucleotide messenger RNA. RefSeq names its product putative glutaminase. Lineage: Eukaryota; Fungi; Ascomycota; Eurotiomycetes; Eurotiales; Aspergillaceae. Bases 1 to 2439 code for a protein of 812 amino acids. The transcript is spliced from 5 exons. The record is from RefSeq and is a predicted model, not a curated record.